AUGACGAACACUAAAGGAUAUCGCCGCGGUACGCGGUACAUGUUUGCAAGGAAAUUCAGGAAACAUGGAACAUUGCCAUUGGGGAUUACUAUGCGUGUUUACAAGCGUGGUGAUAUCGUGGACAUAAUUGGCGAUGGUGGUGUGCAAAAGGGUAUGCCGCACAAAUCUUACCACGGGAAAACUGGACGUGUGUACAACGUCACAAAGCACGCUCUUGGUGUCAUCGUUAAUAAGCGCGUUGGGUAUGUUUUUUUAUUUCUUAUUAAUGAACAUGAAGGAACCUCGAGCAUGUGCGCCCAAGUAAAUGCCGGGAAGCAUUCCUUAAGCCCUAUCGGUCCAAGCCCUGCUCACCUUGUCCUGACGAAAAAGCAGCCCGUCGUUACCCUUCAACCACUACCUUACGAGCUUAUUGCCUAA
Molecule: messenger RNA, 417 nt
Organism: Mesocestoides corti
Lineage: Eukaryota; Metazoa; Platyhelminthes; Cestoda; Cyclophyllidea; Mesocestoididae
Source: the annotation of a GenBank genome assembly